GAGAGAGAGACAGAGAGAGAGAGGAGACUGUGGGAGAAGCAGCAGCUUUUCCCCUCUUUUAAAAUUCCCUUGCUUUUCUGAUUACUGGCAAAAGACAGUGUCGAAGGAGGGAUCAUCAGCUAGGCAAGAUGGGCACUCUCAAACUACUUUUGGCUCUGAUCUUCCUAUCUUUGCAGAUGUUUCGUUUCGAAGGGGAAGCAGUGGUUGUGCCAGCAUCGCAAGAAGAGGAGCUCUCUUUGAGAGACCUAGCCCCCAAGGUAACUUUGGGUUACUCCUGGAUUUGGGCACGGGAGGUAUUUCGCGAGAGCACGAGCUUAACCGUGUCAACUUUUCUCUUUUUUUCCUCUUUUCUUUUUUGCCUUGUAUCGCUUUGUUCCUCUACGAUAGAAAUUCUUUCGAUAAAACAUUAAUGCCAGCUCAGGGUCAAAUCCUAUUGAAAUCAGUGGGGCUCCCUUUCUCAAGCGAGUGGGGUUCGGAUCGCAGCCUCGGGGUUCGUGGUUUUAAAGACUGAAGGAAUGAAAGUAGUGGUGAAUUUUUUGAUGGGUGUAUUUUACUGCAAAUGUGGGGAAACAGAACAUCAGGACUGCUAACAUUCUCCCCUCUCCCCAACCCCCCAGGAUGAUUUUUAAGUAUUUAAAUAGAUUAAUACAUUAAUCGAUUUACUGGACAAAUCAACACUCUGUGCUAUAAGUUCUACACCUGUUAAAUUAAAAAGUAAUAAUAAUAAUAAUAAAGGGGUACAAGUCAAAUAAUUAUAUAUUUAUGCUUCACUAAUAGCCAGCAAGGUGGCUUUCCAAAAUUUCAAAUUAUUAUUUUCGGGCAGCCGGGAGUGUGUAAAUUAUAAAUAGGAUGCUUUGCACAGUCAGUUAUGACAAGAUAGACCUUUGUGCAUGUGCGUUGAACCACUGGUGAUGUUUCGUGUUGUUGUUGUUGUUGUUGUUUAAUUGUAAGCUGCAGUGAAAGUCCUCUGAGUGAAACUUGGGGUGUAUGACUUUUUGAAAGAAAUCGGUCGCUGUGUUUCACUUUGGCUGUGGUGUACAAGUAGCUCUCCUGUUGACAGUCAGGUAGGAAAUAAUCUUACAUGAUAGGCAGCCCUGAAACACAAAAGAGGUCAACCGAGAGGUUGCCUUAAACCGUUUUCAUCAAUACAGAAGGUGGCACACUUUCGAGUUACAAAGAAUGCCUGAUCAGGUGGCUGUGUGCUGUGCUGUUCGGAAGGUUACAUACUUUGAACCAGAAACCAGUGCCUAACCAUGCCUAGCACAAAACACAAGGCACAGAGGUACUGUGUACAUUUCCUCAUUGAUGAACAUAUCAUUUUCCUGCCCCUUGCCCCAGGCUCUUUUGUACGACAUCCUCCUGCCUCAGGGCUGGAGAACCUGUUAUGCGCCAUUUGCACCACCCAUUAGAAACACUCUUGUGCCACUUUAACAGCCAUGGAUCAGCAUCCUGGGAAGUGCAGUUUGUUCAGGGUGCAGGCCUCACAGAGCUACAACUCCCAGCACCCCUCAAGAGUUCCCAGGAUUCGCCUUGCCUUCUAAAGUGGUCCAAGAGUGCAGUGUGUGUGUCCGUCCAAAUGUGGCUGGAUUCCCAGCUCUUACCAGCUCCAUCCAGCAUAGCCAAUGGUCAGGUAUGAUAGGAGCUGACAUCCAGCCAUAUCUCAUGGGAGGCACAAAUUUAGCAUCCAUGUCUGACGGGGUCCUGUUUCUCAGAUACAGUGGUACCUCGGGUUACAUCCACUUCUGGUUACAUACACUUCAGGUUACAGACUCCGCUAACCCAGAAAUAGUGCUUCAGGUUAAGAACUUUGCUUCAGGAUGAGAACAGAAAUCGGGCUCCGGUGGCGCGGCGGCAGCAGGAGGCCCUAUUAGCUAAAGUGGUGCUUCAGGUUAAGAACAGUUUCAGGUGAAGUACGGACCUCCGGAACGAAUUAAGAACUUAAACUGAGGUACCACUGUAUGUACUUGCCCCAGCUUAGAGAGCUAGAAGAGGCUGUGAGCACACAAUUGUUCAGGCUUCCACUUGGCAGUGGCAGCCCUGGAUAUCUUGUCUGUGUUACCAGAAUGGCUAGAUGCCUGUGCUUCCAGCUUUACUGUGCCUUGAGCAGCAGCUCCACCUAUAGAGAUCAGAUUCCCUUGCUGGAUCAGGUUUGAUGGCACGUUCAUGCCAUGAGGACUAGCGACUUGCUUCUUGAAAACAUGGAGAACCUGCGUCUGCUGUGCGGAUUCCAAGAAACAAUCAGGAGGUGUGAUCCUGGCCUCAUUCCUUGGAGUGCUUCCCUAGAGUGGGUUCUUGCUUACUUUUCAAGCCACUCCUCAGUCAAAAAACCCUCUGGCCUUUUCCAGGAUGACCGUCUGCAGAGGAGAGCCUUCCAGGACUUCGCUGACUUGGUGAAGAGGGGAAAACUCCAGCAGUUCUACGGCUUGAUGGGGAAACGGGCCAGAGGUGAGUAAGGAGUCCUUGCAAGUUGGCCUUAUAGCAGAAGCCCCUUGCUUUUGGGCAUUGUCUGUGGCAGGGAGUGCUCCGUUAGAGUGGCUACUUUUUCAUUUUAAACAAUGGGUGGGGUGCCUCAAGCCCAGAGGGCAACCUUGACCCUCCAUGUGUCCCUCUGGAUUCUCUUCAAUCCCACCCCUUCUUCCCAGGCCAUAUCCCUCAUGAGACUUGCCUUGCACCCUCCUUGAGUGAAGACUCUCCAAGUUAUGGUUACCAGAUGUCCCCGUUUCCCGGGGACAGUCCCCGGAUUUACAUAUCUGUCCCUGGACAAAAUCUGUCCCCGGAAUGUCCCCCGAUUUCAUUUAAUGUCCCCGGAUUUAUAUUUUAAGUGUUGUAGAUUUAUUAGUAGGGAAUGAAUGUUGUGUGGUUGGUUCAACGGCACAAGACACAUCAUAUGGGGAAUUCCGGUGAGGCAAAAUGGCGGGCGCCACAGCAGCGAGCAGCUUCUGAAGCCAGCCAGAGCCAACUGCACUGCCAGGCUGGCUCUGGGCUGCUGAGACUGCCGCUGCCACUGUCAGUGCUGAGGGGGAACCAGGGACUCCCAGUGCGUCAACUGGGGGAACCGCUGACACACACACCCCAUGACCCAAAUCGAGCCGGGAGCGAGCCACCCGGCCGACUGCCCAGUGGCACUCCGGGGCCAGGAAAACCCUGGAGCUGACGCAGGGAGAAGGGGGAGAGGAGAAGGAGAACAGAGAGAGAGGAAGAGGAAGGAGAAGAAAGAGGGGAGCCCCGACCUUGCCCUGCCGCUGCCGCCGCUGAGGAGGAGAGGUAGGGAAGCACCGGGAGGGCAAGGACACGUGGCCGAGUCCAGACCCGACCCGAGUCUACUCCAUGGUGGCUAACACUCCAAGAGAGCAGGCAGGGACCCAGAGGAAGGCCAUGCGACAAAGGAGACCACAGAAGAGAAGAUAUUACUACUUCUUUUUUUUAAAAAAAAGUGUCCCUGGAUUCUUUGAAAAAAAUCUGGUAACCUUACACCAAGUGUCCCUAUUUUCCAGGGACAGUCCCAGAUUUGCAGAAGCCGUCCUGGUUUCUGAUUUGAUCCCGGAAGGUGGAAGUCCCUCUUUUCAUCAGAGAAAUGUUGGAGGGUAUUGAGUGUUGCUUACAGUGUUUCUUCAGAAGUUGAACGGAAUCCGUUCCGAAAGUGCGUCCGACUUCCAUAAUGUUCAGAAACCAAGGCGUGGCUUCUGAUUGGCUGCAGGAAGCUCCUGCAGCCAAUCGGAAGCCGCGGAAGCCGUGUUGGACGUUCGGGUUCCAAAGAAUGUUCACAAACCGGAACACUCACUUCCGGGUUUGCAGUGUUUGGGAGCUGAAACAUUCGUCUUGCAAGGUGUUCAGGAUCCAAGCUACAAUUGUAUUAUUAUUAUUAUUUGUUUGUUUGUUUGCUGUUUUUUUGUUUCUUUGCUUGCUUGCUUUUCUGUUAUAUCUCACCGUCAAUACAUACUACGUUACAGUCAUACAUAAAAUAAUAAGAGGAAGAUAGUGCGGAUAUAAAACAUAAUCAUAUGAUAGUAAUAACAUAUUUACAUUCUUCCAAUAUUAUUUAAAUCCUACAUAUCCCUUCCACUCUUUCCAUGGUUUCCUAUCUAUUCUUUUAACUGAGGUUUUCUUACUCUGCCAAAUUAUUUUCAUUACCUUGCAUAAUCUCACGUUGUAACAUCUACUACCGAGUAUUUUUUCAACCUGUUAUGAUUAUUUUCUUGCUAUAAUAUUUUUCCAUAUAAUCCGUAUUGAGUGUUUCUAUUAUUUAUUUAUUGAAUUUGUGUACCACCCUUUAUCCAUAGAUCUGAGGGUGGUUCGCAACAGAAAAAUACAAUUUUUUUUAAAAAAAACCCCACUCUGUUAAUGCCUCAAGCUUGCCAAAAUGGAGGGGUGUGUUCGUGUGUGGAAACUAGCCUACAAAUAUAAUAUUUCCAUUCAUUGCCCUGCACACUUUUGCCUCUGGGCUCUAACCACUGCUGGCCUGUGGCCUUGGGUUGCAAAAGACACACACACACACCGGUUUCUUUCUUUUCUUUUUUUAAAUGAUAUUUAUUAAAAUUUCAGAAAAAAGAGUUACAUAAAAACAAGAAAAGCAAAAACAAAAGACAGAAGUAAAAAUACAAGAAAAAUACAAAAUACAAAAUACAGAAUAAAAGAAUAAAAACACUUUAAAAAAAGAUCAAUCUUUCCAUGCCUUACAUUCAUAUCCUUGUUUCCCUGACCUCCUCAUACCUCCCUUUUUGUGUUCCAAUUCAAUUAGUUAAUUCAGCAAUUUCUUUCCCUCUUUAUUUUCUCUUAAUCCUUUAACUUAAUAUACUAUAACUUUAAAUUUUCACCUGUUAUCGAUCCAUUUUUACAUACACCUUUAUAGCAUUACUGCUUAAACCACCUAACUUCAUUCUAACAUCAUUCUAACAUUCAUUAAUUUUGCAAUAUUUCUGUAGAUAGUCUUUAAAUUUCUUCCAAUCUUCUUCCACCGACUCUUCUCCCUGGUCUCGGAUUCUGCCAGUCAUUUCCGCCAAUUCCAUGUAGUCCAUCACCUUCAUCUGCCAUUCUUCCAGAGUGGGUAGUUCUUGUGUCUUCCAAUACUUUGCAAUAAGUAUUCUUGCUGCUGUUGUGGCAUACAUAAAGAAAGUUCUAUCCUUCUUUAACACCAAUUGGCCCACUAUGCCCAGGAGAAAGGCCUCUGGUUUCUUCAAGAAGGUAUAUUUAAAUACCUUUUUCAAUUCAUUAUAGAUCAUCUCCCAGAAAGCCUUAAUCCUUGGGCACGUCCACCAAAAGUGAAAGAAUGUACCUUCAGUUUCCACACACACCGGUUUCAUGCCUACACCUGUACCUUUAACAGCCAGCGGUUAUAAAUGAACCAAACCUUGCUUUUCUCGGCACCUCCAUGCUGGGAACAGCUGUGCCAAAUGAAUCCCUGUCUUUUCCUUCAGAAAGGGGUGGGAAGGUGGCAAGGCAACCUUUUCCCCAGGGGAUCCUUCAUCUAAGAUGAGCUCCGUGAUCUUGCUAGAGGCAGAAUGCAUUUUCCCCUCUCUGGAAAAGUGUUGCAGAGAGGUAGGAAGGAACAUAGGUCCUUAUUUUCCAGGGACAGUCCCAGAUAGUCGCUAUGGGUGCCACACCGCCCCUGGGUGCGCCACACCAGGUGCCCGAGAGGCUUCCUCCGCUGCUGCCUCCCACCACUCAUCAUCAUCCCACCAUCACUCCCCAGGCUCUAAGCCUUCUUCCCUUGGGGGUUCCCUAGCUGGUUCCUCCAGCCACUCCUCUGCAACCAACCAGUCCAUGACAUGCAGCCCUAACUGGAGAUGAUCAAAUCUGAGGACUUCUGCAUGCAAAGUAGAUGAUCAGCCACUGGUCUAGGACCCAUUCUGCAUGCUAAGGCGCUCUUCCACUCUGCUUUAUAUGUAUUUUAGGUUUGUGACAUGUAAUGUGGCCCUCUCCACUUUUUCUGGUAUUCAUAAUUUUGAGGAGAGACGUCCAGCUUUCACAGGGAACAGUCAAGGUAUGGUAUAUCCAGCAGAAGCACACCCAAAGGGGUGUCCCAAAUACAUUGCUUACAUUUGUGAACUGUCUUCCUCCCCAAAUGCAUCUGAGAGUGCUCAGAAAGUACCUAAUUUCUGUGCCAACCUGUGCCCCUCUGUUUGCCACCCUAGGGCACCAAGGAGAGAUGUUUAGAGGGCUGAUGGGAUGAUGAUGCUCCUCUUGAGGUGGGUUGAGACUGAGGGUCUCAUUUCCCUACAUUUCUUAUCGUUUCCACCCCACCCAACCCCUUAAUGCGCAUAUAUAUAUAUAUAUUCUGCCCUUUUCAUUGAUAAUAUGUAGGGAGUUCGCAAUAAGCAAUAAAAAGACAAUAGCAACAGAAAUUUCUGCUAUGCAACAAAGGAAUUCGAUAAUCACAAGUGUCGAUCUGCUCAAAGAAAUAACUUAAUUUGUUUGCUUGUAUUUGGGUUAGUAGUGGUGUUAUUGGGAUGCAGGUGGCGCUGUGGGUUAAACCACAGAGCCUAGGGCUUGCCAAUCAGGUUGGUGGUUCAAAUCCCCUUGAUGGGGUGAGCUCCCGUUGCUCGGUCCCUGCUCCUGCCAACCUAGCAGUUCGAAAGCACGUCAAAGUGCAAGUAGAUAAAUAGGUACUGCUGCGGCGGGAAGGUAAACGCCGUUUCCGUGCGCUGCUCUGGUUCGCCAGAAGCGGCUUAGUCAUGCUGGCCACGUGACCCGGAAGCUGUACGCCGGCUCCCUCAGCCAGUAAAGCAAGAUGAGUGCCGCAACCCCAGAGGCAGCCACGACUGGACCUAAUGGUCAGGGAUCCCUUUACCUUUACCUUUAGUGGUGUUAUUAUCAGAGGCUGAUUUAGGGGAGCGUGACUGAUUCUCCAGCACUGGGCGCCGUAACAAUGACUUACAACGGAAGGAGAGGCGGGGGACGGGAGGUGCCAAACUUUGGUGUUGCACAGGACCCUGCUAAAAUUUGAAAGCACAAAGUCUGCCACUGGUUAUUAUGCUCCUAGUGAUUAGACUGAAUUUGUCUAAAUAGGUCAAGUAUUGUUGUUAUUAUGGAGUUUUAUUGAGAGCAACAUCUUUGCCUCAGGCAAGACAAAAAAAUUACGUAUUUUGUUUUUAUUUUUUUGCUGAUCCCCAAUUUCUUCUCUUCUCCCAGAGCCGGCACAGGAAGGGGCAAGCAGAGAGCUACUUCCACCUUGGGCAUCUUAGGCGAGAUCUACUGCUUGGUACCAUUUCCUCCUCUGCUCUACAGCCCCUGUGGAUAUUAUGUCGCCUGUUUCUUGAGUAGCCAAGAAUGGCAAACAUUUUGUGUGUUUUACAGUUCCCAUUAUAUCUCCUUCCGUUGUUAAGCGCCAGCCUGGUAGCAUAAAUGUGUUUGCGAAUCUGUGGGCUGUCUUCUCUUUCUCUCCACCAUGUUCUUGUGAAGUAAAGCCAAGAUGGAGAGGCGGCAGGUUUAAAAAAGAAAAAAAAAGGCCAUCGUAGAGUUUGUGACUUUAAAUGGGGUUGGCAGUGGCGACUGGCGUUCAUUGGGACUGGUCAGGUGACGAGCAGGUCAAGCCAGAGCCAGUGACAGGUACAGUCAACUAAUUCCAAGUCUUGUCUGCCGCCUGCUCCUUGCUGAAUUUGCUCAAAACUAAGAAGUUGGCAGAUAAUAGCCUUUGUCCAGCAGAAC
Molecule: messenger RNA, 7644 nt
Organism: Podarcis lilfordi (Lilford's wall lizard)
Lineage: Eukaryota; Metazoa; Chordata; Lepidosauria; Squamata; Lacertidae
Source: the annotation of a GenBank genome assembly